This is a messenger RNA of Exophiala dermatitidis NIH/UT8656, 3261 nucleotides long. RefSeq lists its product as uncharacterized. The record is from RefSeq and is a predicted model, not a curated record. NCBI's taxonomy places the organism in Eukaryota, Fungi, Ascomycota, Eurotiomycetes, Chaetothyriales, Herpotrichiellaceae. The transcript has a single exon. Bases 272 to 2644 code for a protein of 790 amino acids. Gene Ontology annotation, cellular component: vacuolar transporter chaperone complex; fungal-type vacuole membrane.
GUCAAUUCUGGCCCGCGAUUGGUCAACCACGAUACAUUGUGCUGCGAGGAAAGAAGAACCAAUACAACGACAGCGAGUAGAAAGACUUCAGUAGCAGAGUUGGUGGAAUAUUGGCAGCACCGGAGCUGGUGCUGCUCUAGCACAAGCAGCCGAACUUUAAUCUUUUAGCAGUUUCUUUUUCUUUCAUUGUACCCUGGCAUGUAUCAGUGAACCUGGGUAUAAGGUCCCUCCAUAACUGCAAUACCACCAAUCCUCAUCGCGGCCUGUCACCAUGCGUUUCGGCAAGACCCUCGCGGACUCCAUCUACCCGCCAUGGAAGGACAAGUACCUCGACUACGAGAAGAUGAAGAAGCUCCUGCGGGAGGACGAAACCUCGCCGCAGGGCCGAGGAGGAGAGGGCAGCUGGACGGAACAAGACGAGGAGAACUUUGUCCAUGAACUCACAGUGGUUCAGUUGGAGAAGGUCAGCCAGCACCAGGCCAACACGUUCAAUGCCAUCCGCGAGCGAGCUGCCGCAUGCGAGGCUAAACUUCCCAUCAACGGAAAUGAGGACGGGAAAACCGAAGAGGAAUGGAAAGCAGUGGCCAAGGACAUGCUGAAAGAGUUGGACAGUAUCUCCAAGGAGCUGAAUGAGCUUAGGAAAUUCAGUCGCAUCAACUACACCGGCUUCUUGAAGGCGGCGAAGAAACAUGACCGGAAGAGGGGUUUGAAAUACAGAGUGCGGCCGAUAUUGCAGGUCCGCCUGUCUCAAACACCCUUCAACCAGGAGGACUAUUCGCCGUUGCUGUUCCGCCUGUCCGCCAUGUACUCUUGGGCCCGGCAGAAGCUUGGAGAGGAGGAUCCUUCCAAGGAAUCAACCUCCGAUGUUAAGCCAACUGAGACGUAUACCGCGCACAAGUACUGGGUACAUGUCGACAAUCUCCUCGAGGUCAAGACGUAUAUCCUACGUCGUCUCCCGGUUCUGGUCUACAACCCGCAGUCAAUGAAGGAGCUUGACGCCUCACAGAGGGAUCCGAGCAUGACCUCCAUCUAUUUUGACAACCACAACUUUGACCUGUAUCAGAGCAAGAUUGACAAGAGUACGCCCGGCAGCUCCCUGCGCCUGAGGUGGACUGGUCAGCUCCAAGAUAAGCCCGAGAUCGUUCUGGAGAAGAAGACAGUCGGAGAGGGAAUUGAGAGCAAAGAAAUCAGAGUUCCAAUCAAGGAGAAAUACAUCCGGCCAUUCCUCAAGGGUGAAUACAAGAUGGAGAAGCAGAUUCAGAAGCUGGAAGACCGUCUUGGCGCGGAUUCGGAAGAAGUCAAGAGUUUCAAGGCCAACGUUGAGGAAAUACAAUCCUUCGUUCGAGAAAAGGAGUUGGAGCCAGUGCUGCGAGCAAGCUACACACGCACUGCCUUCCAGAUCCCUGGCGAUGACAGGAUCAGAAUCUCAUUGGACACGGACCUUGCUUUUAUCCGCGAGGACGCCAUGGACCCGGACCGCCCAUGUCGUGACCCGGAAGAUUGGCACCGUUCUGACAUCGACCAGAAUCGGAUGGAAUACCCCUUCUCUUCGAUCAAGAAGGGCGAGAUCAGCCGAUUCCAGCAUGCUGUGCUCGAGAUCAAGGUCAAGGAUACCAAGUAUACUAGAAAUAAUACUUGGCUCCAUGACUUGAUGAACUCGCACCUCGUCAAGGAGGAGAAGCGAUUCUCCAAGUUCGUCCAUGGCGUCGCCGAGCUCUUCGAGGAUUACGUCAACAUUUUCCCGUUCUGGUUGAGCGACCUGGAAACAGACAUCCGAAGAGACCCCGUAACGGCCUACCAUGAAGAGCAGGAGAGGGAAGCCAAGCAAGUGGAAGAUGAAAUGGUGGUAGGAAGCCUGCUUGGGACCUCACGACUGUCUUCCUCCAGAGGCAAGUUCGGCUCUCCCAGCAAGUACCCAGAGCGAAGGUUGUCCGGUCAGAUCUCCCAAUCGGCCCCAACAUCACGACUCAGCAGGCAAGUGGAUCAACUUGAGCGUACGACCGAAGAGCAGGAACAUGAUGAUGGUGGCGUGCAGGCCGACACGGAAAUAACAAUCAGGGAUUCUACAAACAAGGGACUGCGAGCCUUGCUUCCUGCAUUCUCCAACUCUCGUUACGCCCGUCGUCAGCGUCGUCGUGGCGCCGCCUGGGAAGAUGCUCCCCUGCCUCCUGGCGUCAAGGAUCCCGGUGUCUGGAUCAAGGACAGAGGAGACCUCAAGGUCGAAGGCAAGGUGUGGCUUGCCAACCAGAGAACUUUCAUCAAAUGGCAGCACAUCGCAGUCCUGCUCGCGACACUGUCACUCGGUCUCUACAAUGCUGCAGGCGUCAAUAACAACGUCGCCCGCAUUCUGUCUCUCGUGUACACGGGCUUCGCCAUUUUCGCCGGCGUCUGGGGAUGGGCCAUCUACAUGUGGCGAAGCAAGUUGAUUACCGAAAGGAGUGGAAAGGACUUUGACAAUGUCUUCGGACCCUUCCUCGUCUCGAUCGGAUUGGCGUGUGCAUUGAUCCUCAACUUUGUCUUCAAGUAUAAUGCCGUUGCUGCAGGGACGGAGCGGAACAAUGCCACCGCUACCUUGUUGGAGCCUUUGGUCAAAAUGACGCCCGAGGGUGCUGCGUGGGGAAACCUCUUGACCCAGGAGUUGUAAAUCAUCACACAAGGACAAGGAAGUGGAGGACGUGUUUAAGUUUGAUCAAGCCGUUGUCGAAGCCUUGGAUUGAGUUGCAGUCGAAACCGAAUUGAGUCAAACGAGAGGAUCCGCUGUUGAGUGGUGUGUGGCCUAUAAAUAACUAAUCCAGAACUUUAAGUAGAUGACUACUAGUAAUAUGAACAAAUCCAUCGAUUGAAACGUAUGUACUGUACCAAUUGAUCCAUACCUUACCUCAUAAAAGCCACAUACAUACAACUUAAACGCUAUCAAGAUCAGUCCAUUGGAUUCCCGUGCAGCCCUCUGAGAGUUUGAGCCGGAGAAUAGAGCACCAUGCACAGCCCGAGUACAUACAAUACUACUCGUAUAGGGUGGUGUAGCAUGGAAAGGAAGGGACGCACGCGUGAUUCGAACAAAGCAUGCAGUGGUAUUGUAUAUAUGAUAUUAUAUUGCUGAUACUGAAUGUUAAUUCCACCACGUACUUACUGAGUGCUCAGCUUGGUACUACCAGUAGUGCCUUACUACGGUUUUGGCUCCCUAGGUACAGUACGGGUAUUGUAUGAGCAGAAAAGAAAGAAGCAGAGACGUAACAGUGGCUGCCUAACUACUAGUAGGAG